GAAUUACAAUUCACAGGAAAUGGCCUAGCUGAAAGUCUGUAACACUACAUGGCUACCAAGCUAUCGAUGCAUAUUUGAAAUCCUGCAAGGCAGAAAGAUGUAAUUCUGGAUGCAUUCGCUGUGGAGACGAGGAUAACGUUUCAGGGCCGUGUAACGUCAUCUAUAAUUCACAGUGAAGUUGUUCUUUCGCUGCGUGUGUCACUGAGUGCUCAACCUGUGCCGGACCCGGACCGGGGAGCAGUGACCGAGCGCGCGCCUAGCUCACGAGCGUUCCAUGGCUGAGGUGGCGAGAAAGCGGCCUCUCAUAGCUGCCAGGGUGACGGGGCCUGGACCGGGGCGGUAUGUUCUUCCCCCAACCAUCGGCUACGUGAACCACGACUACACCAAGCCCAGCAGUCCGGCGUAUUCCUUCCACAGCCGCUUGAGCAGCAACAUGGUAUCUGUAGACUCCAGUCCUGGCCCUCUGUAUCAUGUGGAUUCUAAAAUCACUCGCUUUGGACGAGACGGCAUUCCAUCUUACUCCAUGCUGGGCAGGAAGAAGCUCGGGGCUGAGACCUUCCAAACUCCUGGUCCAGGAGCCUACAGUCCAGAGAAGGUCCCCCUGUUGAACAACCACCGCCAGCCGCCCUCCUACACCAUGGCCUUCCGCACCCGCUACCGCUGCACGGACCCGGUGCCUGCCCCCAACCGCUACACCCUCCCCAACCUUAUGGGCUCGCGUGUGCCCAACAAGUGCUCCAGCGCAAGCUACUCCAUGCUGGCACGCAGGAAACCCGGAGGGCCGUCAGAGGACCUGGCCCUGACGCCUGGCCCAGGGCACUACAACAGUACGGACCCCAGUGUCUAUCUGUGCCGGCAGCCGUCUUUCUCCAUCCAGAGCCGCCACAGCAUCCCCACCGACACCAUGUGGACGCCUGGCCCGGGAACUCACAGCCCGGAGAGGGUCACGGCGCACCUGCCUCGGCCGCCGUCUUUCUCGCUGGGAGUUCGGCACACAGAGUUUGUCACACCACUUGUUGUAGAUGUCAUUGACUGA
Molecule: messenger RNA, 1036 nt
Organism: Electrophorus electricus (electric eel)
Lineage: Eukaryota; Metazoa; Chordata; Actinopteri; Gymnotiformes; Gymnotidae
Gene: odf3l2a
Product: outer dense fiber of sperm tails 3-like 2a
Cellular component (GO): cytoskeleton
Source: RefSeq, a predicted model, not a curated record